AUGGAUUCCAACAACGGCAAGGACUCGAGCAACUCGCGUCGCUCAUCGACUCGACACUCGCGUUCGUUGAGGCUGUCCAUUGGCAGUGGUGUUACCGACGAUGACUACGAUCUCAGCGCCAUGAUGGUGGCCGAUGGGUUCCGACCAACCGACAAUGCUACCUCUUCCUCCACCAACCCAGCCACAAACUCGAAUACCCACACCGAACCAUCAGUGUCAUCAACCGAGUCUUUCUCACAACAAACAGAAUCGACAAAGUCAUCACAGGCACCACUCGUACCCCGUGAUUCAUCUGAGAUAAUACCUGCUAUCCGUAACCGACCUUCCAGUAUCUCGAAACCACACCGGAACCAUGACUCUCUCGCUCUUAGGAAUGACGGAACAUCUACCGCUGAUCGUUCGCAUGUACGCAAUAACCAUAGUCUAUCAUCGAAUUCACCUGUCAUUCGUGCCGAAAGUCCAUACACAGGCCCGUCUGGUCCGUCACAUCCGUACCAGAUGUAUCCUCAACGGACAAUGAGCGUGACUACAACAUCCACUGCUGCCAAUGCAGUCGUACCCGAAGAUCGGUCUUAUGGAGCCCAUCAGGGCCCUACUCACCCUUACGCUCUUUACACCCAGAACACCACUUCUGGCGAAAGUAGCAACCCCUCGAUUCCAGUAGGAUUUAACGGCUUGGGGGGAAGUUACCAGCGACAAUUGGGUCCGGAUGGAGAAGAGGCGGGCGAUUUGGUAGGCCCAUUGGGUCAUAUGGAGGAAUUACCGCCUUAUACCAGAUAUCCCGAUAAUGCCUAUGUGCCUAAACCUACCCCCCAAGCGCCAGCAUCCCCCGCUUCACCUGUCUCACCCGCCUCACCCGCCUCACCCGUGUCGUCUGUAUCGGAACCUGUCUCCCCUGCGAGGGAUAUACCCGGUGCUGGUGGAAUCGGAAUGGCAACGCGCGAUCCCGAAUUCUCAUCAACCGAUGAUGACUUGGCACUGCCGAGGACUCGGCCCUCCGUCAGAAGCAAUGUUUCUGACAGUAGCCACCACGACAUCAACACUGCCGCCAUCGAAGUUUCCGAGAAACCUGCUGUUAACAAGUGGCAACGAAGGGCAAAAAAGAAGCUUUGCGGAAUCGUGCCUUACUGGGCCAUUUGCCUCCUGUUCGUUGGUCUAAUUCUGAUGGGUAUUAUCAUGGGCGCUGUAAUUGGCACUAUGCUGUCUAAGAGUCAUGAGCCUCCCCCUGAUUACGAUGAAGACAAAUAUGCCACUAUACCUCCAACUACAACUGUAUAUGAUCCCGAAAUCAUAGCUGUCCCAACAAACCUGCCGUCUAUGGCUACAGGCCGAUUCGCACUUCCUAACAUAGACCCAGCCUCUCAAGGAACCAGUACUUGCUUCAAUGAUUCGACACAACAAGCAGCUUGGUCCUGCGAGAUCAUCAAUCCCAUCUGGUCUGUUCAAAUAGAGGAAAACUCAGACCCUAAGAACAAGUCUGCUGUUGCCUACAACAUGACGCUCAAAGCCAUCAAUGAUUAUAACACUCCAUUUCCAUACGGCGCCCAACCUCCCACCAUUGCUAAACCGGCUCACAUGGUAUUGGUCAACGACACAUUGGAAAUCGCGCGCGGCCCUGCUUGGUGGUUGAGAACAACAUACAACAAAACCGUUAUCGUUUCUGAAAAGAAGUUCGGUGAAAUGGACAAACGAGGUUGGAAUUAUGACGACAACGAAAACAGCGAAUAUGAAGACUACAACUCUUUUCAUCGAUUUAAGAACAAGCCAGUGAAUGCCAAACUUGGCGAAAGGCCAUGGAUCUGUACCUGGCCGAAUACUGUCAUCGAGUUCUUUAUCUAUCCCAGUGAGAACGCAACUGCCACGACGUAUCACCAGCCCUCGAUUUCAUCACCCCCAGUGAAGCCCACCUCUACGGAAAGCGACCCCCCCACCUCGACCAGCAGCUGGGAUGAUUUGAAGCUGCCCCCAUACCCUCACGUUUACAAGAUGAUGGAGCGUCGGUUCUUGUGGAAUGAAGACUCGGUGGCUUAUUGCAUUCAGUACGAAGUGAUUGGUGACGGGACGAAAACGAAACCAGUCCUCAAGGAUGGUAAGAAGGUUGUGAUGAUCAUCGUGGAAGACGAUGACGAUGAUAUCGACGACUUAGACCUUGAAUUCCCAACGGCGUCAGGCGUCGCAACCAACUCGUUGCCGCCUCGUCUGCUGAAACGGACAAACCCAUCACUCACCGACUGUGGCUGCUCAUGGAGGUCACAAUAA
This is a messenger RNA of Fusarium sp. VM40, 2259 nucleotides long. The record is from the annotation of a GenBank genome assembly. NCBI's taxonomy places the organism in Eukaryota, Fungi, Ascomycota, Sordariomycetes, Hypocreales, Nectriaceae.